AUGGAGCAGCGAACGCGCCGCACGGUAAAAGCAUGCGUCAUCUGCCACAAGAAAAAGGUCCGCUGCGACAUCGACAUCGUCGAGGGCAACUCGUGCACCAAUUGCGUGCGCGAUGACUACGAAUGCGUGCCCAGAGAGCGGAAACGGAAACGCUACACCAUCAGCACCUCUCCACCAGCCACCACAUCGCGGACGACGCGUGCGAAGCAGGCCGCAGAGGACCAGCGCAUCCACGAAGAAGACGCCCACACGACAAAUGGCAAUGGCGUCUCCAUCCAUGAGAACGGCUUCCGCGAAGGGCGAAGCCAGGCUCGAGACGACAUACGGCAGGAUAGCUACACCACCCCCAGCACUGGUCUCGCAUCUGAGCAUAACAUCGAUCCGUCCCUCCACAACUACGGCAGCGGCAAUACACCUGUAAACGCCAGCUAUCUGGGCCGUCUGGAAUACAUCCGCAAUGAUGUCCCAGUGAACGAUGAAGGCACAGUGCCAGAUCGAGCUCCACAUAGACUCUCAGAAACAGACCUCGAGAUCAUGCGCGUGCAGCGCGUCUCUGAACUACCACCACGAGCAAUCCGCGAGUCGCUACUCGACGCGUUCUGGACGCGGUGCUACCCCUGGACGCCGGUGGUAGAGCGGCAUUGGGUCGAAGAUCAGCCUUCGAACAAUGUAUCGCUGUUACUGCUGCACGCGAUGCUGCUGGCCGGCAGUCGCGUGUCCUCCGUCUCUCCAGGGUACUCGCCUGAAGAUUUCUACAAAAAAGCGAGGGUGCUAUUUUGGAUGGGAGCGGAAGAAGACCCGAUUGUCACCAUCGCGGCGGCGUGUUUGCUGCAUUGGUGGAAUCCAGAGGGGCCGGAGAGAGUGUCGCUUGAUACGAGUGGGUUUUGGCUGCGUAUUGCGGUCGGUCUGGCGUAUCAGGUUGGGCUACACAGGGAGCCGGUAAAAAAGGCGGAUGCGGGGUUGAGGCGUAGAAUUUGGUGGUCCUUGGUUGUGCGAGAUUGCUUGAUCAAUGCUGGACAUGGUCGACCUCGAGCCAUCGAUUUGAAGCUGACAGAUGUAUCACCACCUACGGCGCAUGAUUUCGAGGGCGAUACUGCUAGAGCAAAUCUAUUCUCUUCUUACGUUACGAUAUCAUCUAUUCUAGGUGACCUAACUCAAAGUUUCCUUACAAAAUCCGGCUUCCAAGACCAAAGAAGCCAGAUCGAAAACCACCUCUAUCGCUGGCUGAAAACUCUCCCCGAUUCCCUCCAUCUCUGCCGACCAGAGCAUGGCAGGCUUCUAAAACAAUACAACUUUGAAUCACGACAACUGCAUGUCCAAUACUUUACGGUCCUAAUAAUAAUCAACCGCUCCCGCGAUUCCCGGGGCCCGCCCUCAACCGCAUCCCUCCUCGCCUCGUCCUUCCUCGCCGGCAUCUUUGAAGACUUUCUUGCGCGCGACGAACUGCGCUACCUAGGCCCGAUCUUCACAUUCUACCUCCUUGUAGCAGGCAUGGCACAGCUAUCAUGUUACCGAUACACCGGUCUUUGGGACGCGGCCGCGAAAGACCUAGAUGUCAUGUUCCGUGCGCUAGACGAGUUAGCGAAGAGGUGGCCGAGUGCCGUGGGGAGUUUAAGGCAUUUGACCGACGUGAGGGACAAGAUCGUCAUGCGCCCAACCGCCCUCCCGCACUUCCCCCACCACAACCUCACCCCCGAACGCCUCCAAUUCUUCGAAGACUUCGGCCCCGAGCUCUGCCGCAUGUGGGUCGCCAUCCACGAAGGCCACCGCGACGGCAUCCAGCGCAUCCACCCGUCCCGCGAGAUCGAGACCGCCGGGAUCCUGCAGGGGCUACGGACGCCUGUCACGAUGCUUGAAGGGCUGGGCGUGGAUGGCGCUGAUGGCGAGCUGAACGAUGAGCGGGAGGAGAGCGAGUGUACGAAUGGGGGCAGGGAUGGGGUUUAUGGCUAUGGCGGGCGGAGAGAUGAGUUAGGGCAUGCGUUUGGGGGCGGCAUGGCGGGGCUGGGGUAUGAGACGGCGCUGAUGCAGCCGACAGCGGAUUUGAUGACGCAGUAUGAGGGGAUUGGGAAUUGGUUGCUUAUUGAUUGGGAUCAAGGGCUUGGAUGAGUGGCCAUAUACAUACGGUACUAGGACAUACGUUUGGGCACUGUUGUUGCCACUGCUUGGGGUGCCUAGGGGCUUUGGAAAUUCCAGAUGCGACGUGAAGGUCGAUGCAGCGACAAGUAGGUUGCAUUUUGACAGGCCGACUAUUCCGGGCAGGCUCCGGAUCGUACAGUCCUCUCGUACAGUAGCCAGCGUACAGUGGGUCUUGUAUAGUCACGUGCAUGCGAUUAUUAUAGCACGCCUGGUAUAUUUUAUUACAACC
This is a messenger RNA of Mytilinidion resinicola, 2365 nucleotides long. RefSeq lists its product as uncharacterized. The transcript is spliced from 5 exons. Gene Ontology annotation, molecular function: zinc ion binding; DNA binding; DNA-binding transcription factor activity, RNA polymerase II-specific. Gene Ontology annotation, biological process: regulation of DNA-templated transcription; DNA-templated transcription. NCBI's taxonomy places the organism in Eukaryota, Fungi, Ascomycota, Dothideomycetes, Mytilinidiales, Mytilinidiaceae. The coding region runs from base 1 to 2106 and encodes 701 amino acids. The record is from RefSeq and is a predicted model, not a curated record.